Molecule: messenger RNA, 678 nt
Organism: Guillardia theta CCMP2712
Lineage: Eukaryota; Cryptophyceae; Pyrenomonadales; Geminigeraceae
Exons: 3
Coding region: 1-678 (225 amino acids)
Source: RefSeq, a predicted model, not a curated record
AUGUGUGGUGGUGACCUUGGUAUCAGGCACAUGCGGCCAAGAGGAGCAAGCUUUUCGAUCCACAAGGUCAGCGAGUGGCUCGGCCAAGAUCAGCUCUCCUCUCCUGAUAUGGAAGAAGCCCAUCGGCAUCAGCGCCACAGACGUACUCAGAAGCGUGAAAGAAGGAAGGAAAAAGCCAGCCACAACUCGUGCUCGUCGUUCACUCCCGGCGAUGCAAAGCUCGAAGACGUCAAACUGUCGCUGGCAGACGAGGAAAGAGAGGUCAACCUGACCGCCUUGUUUGCGCUCGUGGGGAAUCUGAUCGCGAACCAUGUGAACGACAAGGUGGACCAUAAACAUGAGGUACAGGACGUGGCGUCAAGUCAGUGCGAUGCGGGGGGAAUGAAGCUCCGGCCGUGGGAGCGAGAAGUUGAAUAUGCAUCGUCACGAGCUCGCGACAUCUCAAGGCAGUUGCAGCUCGAGAGGACACAAGUGGAGUUGCAACUCAGAUUCACCGCCGUGGUUGCAGUGACUGAACCAGAGUCGGACGUUCCUAGACGAUCCACCGUUCUACGGUUCUUGUUCCCAGAAGAUUUCUUGUACCUAACAACGCACAUCAUCUGCAAGCAGCGCAUAAAUCGAAGUACCCCAAGACCUUUGCUGCCUUCUUCUGCUCCUCUGUCAACCCGUUCCAACUGA